This is a messenger RNA of Eremothecium sinecaudum, 5991 nucleotides long. RefSeq names its product Hkr1p (gene HKR1). Gene Ontology annotation, biological process: signal transduction involved in filamentous growth; hyperosmotic response; cellular bud site selection. Bases 1 to 5991 code for a protein of 1996 amino acids. Lineage: Eukaryota; Fungi; Ascomycota; Saccharomycetes; Saccharomycetales; Saccharomycetaceae. The transcript has a single exon. Gene Ontology annotation, cellular component: extracellular region; cell surface; site of polarized growth. Gene Ontology annotation, molecular function: osmosensor activity. The record is from RefSeq and is a predicted model, not a curated record.
AUGAGGUUAAAUUUGGUUUUUGCUUUCGUUUUUCUGUGUACUGGAUGUAUUCUUGCAAGCGUUAAUGAAGAUAAUGAACAUAAGGUGCUUGUGAGAAGGUUAAAGUUUGACGGCACUUCUCCAGGAGUUAGUUUGAACUUGCCUAAGGAUGUCAAUAUCGCUGUGCAUUUUACUAAAUUAGCCGAGAAGUUGACGGAUAAGGAGUUUGCUAAUUUCGAGCUGGAAUCCUCGUUAGGUUAUGAUUUGGAAGAUAAUGUAGGGAUAGAAGAAGAUGUGCAGGAGAAUUUGGGUAUUUCUCUUCCGUCAUUUGAUACGCCGAAUGAGUUUUUUGGUGAAUCACUUUGCAUCUCAAACGCUGAUAAUUGCGCAACCCCCAAGCCUACAAAUGAAGCACCCGUUGCGCUUUCAGAUCUUGAGAUUCCAAUUCUGCGACCAGAAGCAGCAGGUAUAGCCUCUGGAUCAAUGAAAAGUGGUAAUCUAUCAUUUACAACUUCCAAUUCUAUUUUCAGAACUACAACCGCGCAUGAGUUGGUCACUCCGUCGUCUGUACCGAGUAUUCAAUCUGAGAACACAUACUGUAAAUACUCGCAGCAAGAUUUAUCUGCUGAACAGAUAGGCCCGGUUAUCUUAUAUACUGAUGUUAAAGAUGAGGUUGCUCAACCUUCACCGACUUGCUCCGAUAAAACGAGCACUGCGGAUGCCAACCUGUCGACCUUACAGAAAGUCACUUUAACCGGAAUUACUCCAGAUGAAAUCGAUUCCUCAUCAAAAAAAUAUAUCCCCACCGAGGUAGAUAUAAGCCCGAAAAGUAUUAGCACCACUGAGGAGUCUAAGUCUGUUCAAGAGGCAGCAACUGUGCCGAAGAACGCAGCGCUUGAUGGCUAUUCAGUUAUAAAUUUAUCUUCGUCCGUAUAUGGACCCAAUAAAAGCUAUAACGUACCUCCGUUAUUAAAAAGUGGACUGGAGCACCUACCUGAAGAAGUUAAAAACCCAAAUCAGCCGGCAGAAGCCCGGAGAAGAUCCCAAAACCUUUUAUGGGCUGCAAAAAACAAUAUGAAAGGUAAGUUGCCUACUUCUGGGGAAGAUGCAGCUCCAUAUUACCAGAACCCUACAUCUGAAAAUUUUGUUUCUGCUCAAAAUGUCGUAAAAAUAGCUCGCCGUAACGAUGCCCCCAAAGACCCAAUAAUUCCUGACGUUUCUGUGACGUUUUCUCUGGGCUUUUCAUUGGAUGUUAGUCCACCAGGACUGGUAACUAAUAUUUUGCCUUCACUUCCUGUCCCGCAAUUAGAACUGAUUAAUAGCCCUUCUCCUACUGGUAAGCUCACGUCAGGACAUAAUCGAAAACAAAAAUCUCCUUCUCCUUCUCCUUCUCCUUCUCCUUCUCCUUCUCCUUCUCCUUCUCCUUCUCCUUCUAUUACUCCUAUAUUAACACCAGAACAAGGCUCUCCACCGGUUAUCCCUGAGCAGACCAGAUCUUCGAAUUCUUACCCUUCCCCUACACCGGCAGUUGUUUCUGACGCACCUAAUUCCAUAUUUCCAAAUGGUGUUGAUGGCCCUGACCCUCAAUCAAUUUACCCAAGUAGCGCUGAUAAGUCCGAGGAUCUCGUAUUAUCAAGCUCAAGUAUCGAUAAGGACAAGGACAUAAAAUUUAAUAAGCAAGAUGAAAAGGGCACGCCUGUCCCAUUAAUUUCACCAGAUGAUUCAAAGAGCUCUAAGACGAAGUCCAAAGCUAAUCUAACACUGGUACCUAAUGCUGGAAGUCUAGAUCCCUCAUUGUCACCGCUAACACCGUCCCCAACACCGUCAUGGUUACCACCAUCAGUACCAACACCAACACCUACAUUAUCAGAGUCGUCGACACCGACACCGACACCGACACCGACACCUACAUCAUCACAGUCGUCGACACCUACACCACCACUAUCAUCAUCUUCACCAUCUUGGUUACCAUCAUCGUCUUUACCAUCUCCAUCAUCAUCUCCAUCAUCAUCUUCAUCAUCGUCUCCGUCAUCUCAACCAUCACUACAACCAUCAUAUUCACCGUCACCAUCAUCUCCUCCGUCAUCUCAACCAUCAUGGCUACCGUCAUCAUCUUUACCAUCGUCAUCUGAACCAUCAUCAUCUCAGCUAUCAUCAUCUGAACCGUCAUCAUCUCAGCCAUCACCAACUCAGCCAUCAUCAACUCAACCUUCAUCAUCUCAGCCAUCAUCAAUUCAACCAUCACCAACUCAACCAUCACCAACUCAACCAUCACCAUCUCAGCCAUCAUCAACUCAACCUUCAUCAUCUCAGCCAUCAUCAACUCAACCUUCAUCAUCUCAGCCAUCAUCAACUCAACCAUCAUCAUCUCAACCAUCACCAUCUGAACCAUCACCAUCUCAGCCAUCACCAACUCCAUCUCAGCCAUCAUCAACUCAGCCAUCAUCAACUCAGCCAUCACCAACUCAGCCAUCAUCAACUCAACCAUCAUCAACUCAACCAUCACCAACUCAACCAUCACCAACUCAACCAUCACCAACUCAGCCAUCAUCAACUCAACCAUCACCAACUCAACCAUCAUCAUCUCAGCCAUCAUCAUCUUUACCAUCUUGGUUGCCUACAUCACCAUCAGAAUCCGAUUUACAAUCAUCGAAAUCUAAGUCACUGUCGAAAUCAAUAUCAUCAACAACUUCAUCCUCUUCAAGCUCGCUUUUACCUGAAUCUGAUUUACAAGUAUCACCAUUAUCACUAUCUUCAUCCUCUUCAUCCUCUUCAUCCUCUUCAUCACCUUCAUCACUUUCGUCACCACCAUUAUCUCAACCAUCCUCACCUCCACUAUCACCAUCUGCAUCGCCAUCAGAAUCACGAUCGCCAUCGCCAUCGCCAUCGCCAAUACCAUCACCAACCUCGUUAUCAUCUGCUGAAUCAUCAAGUCGACCUAUAUCGCCAAUAAGUCCUCCUUCUAUUGCAAGUGUAAGUUCGACAAUAGAUGUCUUAAACUCUUCAACAGCAAAGCCUUCAGAUUCGAGCGGAGUUGUGCCUCAGUUAUCAACCUUCUCACCAUCCUCUGGUUCAGAUAAUUAUACUGGUUUACCAUUAUUGUCUUCGUCUUCAAUUCCUUCUAUGUCAAAAGCUACUGUUGAUACAACUUCAGUCACUAGUAUUUCCGAACCAGCAAUAGAAUCUUCUUUGCGCUCGAGUAUACAAUCUAGAUCGAUGGAUCCUGUCAUCACUUUAAGACCGUCCUCCUUACAGUCUAUUAGUGAAGGUUCCUCACCUAGCCUGACUUCUACAUCAUUGUCCACUACAGAAACAGCUCCUGCGCGGAGUGGUGAACCUUUUAUUACGAGUUAUUCAAGUUCAAUUGAAUCAACAUUAGGUAAUAUCAAUGGUAUGUCAUCUGAAUCCUUAAGUUAUGUCGGCACAACUAUAUCUCCAUCUUCCAAAUGUACUGGAAAAUGUGGAACUAGCGAUGAUACAGUUUCAACAACAAGUAGUCAAGAAGCUAUUAAAACAGGUUGGUUGCCGUCUGUAAUUGUUACAGAAUCUGCGAGCCCGAGUAUGACAGUACCCGAUGACUCAGCGACUUCAACUCCUUCAUUAUUACCAGAGGCUAUAACACCAUUAACAAGGGUUAACCAACCUCCUGGUUAUGAAAAGAUCACCAUUGGAUUUAGAAGGGGUCUAAACUAUGCUUUUUUGGUUACAGCGCCAGUAGCUUCUGCUCAAAUUUUCAAUUUUCUACCUUUCGUGCUCAGAUACCCGUUUCUCAUGCCUGAUCAGGCCAAAGUACAACUUGCUGAAAUUAAAGCAUUAGAAGCUUCCAAGUCACUGACUUCAGAUCUUGGUGAUUAUGCCCUGCCUAGUAGAAAGAAUUCAGUGAAUUCAGUCGAACCAGCAUUGGGGGAUAGAAGUAUAAUGGAAAAUGGAUUUCAAGCCAAGAGACAUAGUCCUGAUUUCUCUGAAAUUGUAGUUGUUCGCAUUGUUCCGUUUCAGUAUUCCGGAUAUAUUGCAUCCGUUGCAGAGGUUUAUUUCCCUGAGGAAGCCAUAAAAGAGUUACAAACAUUGAUCCUAGAUGACAAUUCCAUUUUAUAUAACAUUCCAGAUCCUACACUACGUCAAUUGGCAAAGCUUAUAGACCCUUCUAUUGCAAUUUAUCAAUUUUCAAGUAACUCUGUCCCUGGUUCACCUAAACCGCUUCCCGUUCUGCCAACUGCACAUAAUAAUACCUCAGACGAUACUACUAUCGAUGGCAACGGUGCAUUGGAAUUACCUCCCUACGUCCCAAUAUCUCCCAGUAUUUCAAAACGUCUAGCGAUAUUUUUACCUGUCUUUACUGUAGCGAUUUUAAUCUGGAUUUUGAUCGCAUUAUAUUCUUUAAGAAGAAUGUACAGGAUAAAAAAAGUUAGGAACUACAUUGCGCUUUCAGAGAAGCAGAUACCUCCCACUCUUGGUUAUUUUUAUAACCAUCAGUUUAAUAGUUGUUUGAGUGAUCUCAGAGUUCCGUUUUCAGAGAAGCAUGACCGAACUACGGGAACUGGUAGCGCUAGUACUGAUGGCAGUGGUUAUGGAAUGUUUAUUGAUGAAGAUAUGAUAAUAACCGGCGAGAAUACAGUGUACAGUCUCAGUCAAGGAAUCGCCUAUCAUGUGGAUGAAGACGGCAAUUUCUACUACGCAGGUAUGGACCCCUUUCCUGAUGGUGUUGGUCAAGAUGCUCUUCUUGGAGGAGAUAAUUACGACCUUGAGAAUUUAGUGAUUGCAGAAGAAGAGAUGUUCUCUUCGGAAAUCAAUUCAGAUAAUGUGGACCAAGAUGGCAAUAUAGUCAUCAGCGGUUCAGAGGCGUCAUUGUUUCCAGUUGAAAAACUUCCAGAGGCUGGCGAUACUAUUGAGAGCUACAAUAAUAAGCAAUAUUACAAUAUGAAUACGGUAGUUACAGGGACAUCCAUACAGAACGUCAACAAUGUAGAGCUCCAAACGGAUGUUCCUAUUCCUCCACUGUUAGAUACCUCUGAUAGCCAAUUUGGAUUAAAUGCUUUACAAGGAGGCAGUGAGGAAAAUUACGAUGAAUAUAUGUACGAUGGUGAAGGGGAAUCUAUUUCCAAGAUUAAUUCAUUAGGUUUUACUGAAGACGGCGAAAGAGAACUGACUCCACAAGAAAGAAGUAUUUUGUUACAACAUAUUCAACGUUAUGCAUCGGGUAGUAAUACUUCAGGCGACGAAGAUAAUUAUGAAAAGUGUUACAGUACCAUGGACGAAUCUGACAUUCAAAGCAAUGUCUUAGUAGAAGAUGACGAUAAUGAUGUUAGCGAUGUUAUGAUUGAGGAGUUUGACGAAUUAGAUGAAGAAAUGUAUCGCCAGUUGUCUAUGGUUAACUCCUACGGGUACAAUAAUAAUAGCAACCUUGUUGCUCCUUCAUAUUACAGUUAUGAUUUCUUCCAAGGACAAGGCGACUCAUCCUUAACAAAAAGUUCAGGCGAUAUUUACAAUAGUUCAAAUACCAAUCUGUUAUCAAAAAAGAGUAAGCAGGUUGCAACAUAUGCAAGUACGUCGCAUACCUCAGCUCCUGGCAAUUUUAUACCGCCUACAAAAUCUGCCAUCAUGAAUCAAAAUAUGAACAAUACUCCAGAUUCCUACAAUACAACCCCUGCAGUUAUCACUACCAACAGCGAUGUAGAAUCUUCUCUUUUGAGAACUGGUAAUGCACCAGCCAACAGGAUGUCCAAUGUGAAUUCAACGUUAAUGUGGAACUUGGAAAAGGCAGCUCCUGUUAGCACGCGUGGAAGCUCCACUAGUGAUGAGCUAGGGCUGCGUAUUUUACCAAUGUCAGCAGACAAAAAUGCAAAAAGCCAUCGGCACAGUUGGAAAGGUUUAAUGUCAGGCGUUACGAAUCCGAAGAUCUUUAAUCGCUCCACUAAUGUGACUAGAGUAAACAAAAAGAUGCUUGGAGUUAAGAAAAUGACUAUAUCUGGGCCUAUUAGCAGUAAAAAUUCCCUUGGCUGGUCCACGCUAUAA